Molecule: messenger RNA, 564 nt
Organism: Necator americanus (New World hookworm)
Lineage: Eukaryota; Metazoa; Nematoda; Chromadorea; Rhabditida; Ancylostomatidae
Exons: 1
Coding region: 1-564 (187 amino acids)
Source: RefSeq, a predicted model, not a curated record
AUGGAGGCUUUUGGGUUACGAAAUUCCUCAAGAAGUGGGAUAUUCCGUGGCGAUCUGCUUCCAGAGCUCGCAGAGGAGAAGCUCAUUAUUGAACGGCCAAUUUCAUCGGACUUCGUUGAAAUGAUCGUCUCGCAGAUCACGUUUCAGUCCGUGAAUCUUAGCCUUCAAGUGAGACCAGGCCGGAUCUGCGAAGUUUGCAGAGUGGUUGACCGUCUCGAGGGUGCAGCUAAGGUUUGUCAGUUGGUUGUAACCUUUCUAGAUGUCCGUGGGGACGACAACAGCGCCUACACAUGCUUCUGGAUAAUAUCAAGCCAAGAUGAUAGUAAGUGGCCAAAUUCUUCCUUCGACUUCGACGCACUCCAGCCACACGAUCAUCAGAAUGAAAUCAUGAAGGGUCAGAACGUAAGCGGCGUUACGCAAAUGAAUGGCGGGUUCUCUCUGAUUCGGCCCUAUAUGUUAAAAAUAUUUCGCGAUCAACCUUCAAGGAGUAAGGAGCCACAGCGAUUCUCUUCGGCUGUUAGGCCUCGAAGCAGACCCCUGAGAAGCUGCUACGACGAAAUUUGA